GGCUCGGGGGGCGCAUCCGCGGGGCACAGCAGCGCUGACACAGGGCGGGGACCGCACCCGCCCCAGCCCCAGCGCCACCCUGUCCUCUUGCAGGAGGGUCGAGCCCCGGGGAGCUGAUCCUCGUCCCGGCGGAUGAAUGGCGACGGCGGACGACCUCAAAUUCCAAGAGUUUGACGAUGCAGCUAAUUUGCUUGCAGCAAAUCCUGAUGCCACCACCAUAAGCAUCGACGAGCCAGUCGAAAUCCCCAAGAAUCAGCACAGCCACCUGCAGGAGCCAGGGAGGGAAGAGGAUGAUGAGUUAUUGGGCACUGAUGACUCCGAUAAAACAGAGCUGCUUGCAGGACAGAAGAAAAGUGCCCCUUUCUGGACUUUUGAGUACUACCAGACCUUCUUCGAUGUGGACACAUACCAGGUCCUGGACAGAAUCAAAGGAUCAGUGUUCCCAGUCCCUGGGAAGAACUUUGUAAGGCUGUAUAUCCGCAGCAAUCCCGACCUUUAUGGUCCAUUUUGGAUAUGUGCUACACUCGUGUUCACCAUUGCUGUUAGUGGCAAUCUCUCAAAUUUCUUCAUCCAUCUGGGCAAACCAACGUACCACUACGUGCCUGAGUUUAGAAAAGUGUCCAUAGCAGCUACAACGAUUUAUGCAUAUGCUUGGCUUGUUCCCCUCGCUCUCUGGGGAUUCCUGAUGUGGAGGAACAGUAAAGUCAUGAACAUUGUCUCCUACUCCUUCCUGGAGAUAGUGUGUGUGUAUGGCUACUCCCUCUUCGUUUACAUUCCCACAGCGAUCUUGUGGAUCAUCCCCCAGAAGGUGGUGCGCUGGGUGCUGAUGGUGUUCUCGCUGUGCCUCUCGGGCUCCGUGCUGGUGAUGACCUUCUGGCCCGCCGUCCGCGACGACAACCGCCGCGUCGCCGUGGCCACCGUGGCCACCAUCCUGCUGCUGCACGCCCUGCUGGCUGUUGGAUGCUUGGCAUACUUUUUUGAUGCCCCUGAACUGGAGAUUUCUGCGCCUAUUAUUCCUGCACCUAUUAUUCCUGCUCACAAUGGAACAACAGUAAUAACAAAGAGUCACUAAAUAAGAUGACAGCACCAGUUUCUCCAUCUAGACAGUAGUUCUAUUUUAGAUUAUUUUUUCACUGAAGACCUUGGAAAUGUCAAGGACAAGGGAUGCAUUUUGCAGCAGGAUGGACAGCGAUGUCCCAUGGACAUACGGACAUCUCCAUGUUCCAGGGGGAGAGUGAACCAGUGAUCCCUGUCUAGAGCAGAAAGGAGUUGCUUUUGUUUGGUUGGGAUUAUUUUAUGUUUUGUUUUCGCUUUUUGGGGGGGUUGUUUUGUUUUUCUUUAAUUCUAUCCUCGCCCCACUGUUUUGCUUCUGAAUAAAGCCUUCUGAAGGCGAUGUGAUUUGUACUUUUUGUGCACAAAGCAUCUUAACGCUCUGGAGCUGUGGGGAGGGUUUGGUCCAAGGCCUGGUGUUGUGACAGGACUGGACCUCCUUUGAGGUGGGUCUGUGCCGCCAAUGAGGCUUUCAAAGUGUAAAUAAACAGACGUAACGUGA
Messenger RNA from Zonotrichia leucophrys gambelii, 1552 nucleotides. It is a transcript of the gene YIPF1, whose product is annotated as Yip1 domain family member 1. Gene Ontology annotation, biological process: vesicle-mediated transport. The record is from RefSeq and is a predicted model, not a curated record. The coding region runs from base 137 to 1072 and encodes 311 amino acids. Gene Ontology annotation, molecular function: small GTPase binding. Gene Ontology annotation, cellular component: Golgi apparatus; membrane. The transcript is spliced from 9 exons. Lineage: Eukaryota; Metazoa; Chordata; Aves; Passeriformes; Passerellidae.